ACCUGGCAUUUGAAGGUGACCAGACCCCUUGAUGGCGUAACCUAGAACCUAAUACAUAAAUAUAAUAAUUUACGCUUGCUACGCUGCACGCUGCUGUGGCUCGCCGCCACCGCCACCACGGCCGUAUUAUUUCGGUUAUUUCACUGUAGUUACGGCGCACCACGACGCCACGGCAACUGUGGCCACGGCUGUGCUUUGCCGCUGGCCAUCCCCUACUCUCUAGAUGCUCCCAGAGCCGUAUCAGUCGUAUCGCCGUAUGCUCCGGCUGGCUCCAGUUGCUCUCUCUCGUACUGGUACGGAUGAUAGUGCUGGCAAAAUGGGUUGUUGGGUUUUUUUCAGUUCUGGUGCUCUUCCUUUGUGAAUAUGGGUGCGUGCAGUGCUCUCGGGUGUAAGAAUAGGGUCCGUUGCGGUAAGAAUAGAACAACCAGCAACUCGGGUGUCAGCUUUCAUCGGUUCCCCAAGAAGAAGGAGCUACAGGAUGCCUGGGUAGCUGCCAUGAAACGGAACGGCUGGCGUCCGAACAGUUCGAGCUUGUUGUGUUCAGUGCAUUUUCGGGAAGAGGACAUGGACCGAACGUCGCGGUCAUGUAUUCGUCUUCGCGACAAUGUAGUGCCGUCGCUGUUCCCGGAAAGAAAAAGGAGGAGGUCGCUUGGCUCAUCGUCGCUGGUUGCACCCGUCGAUGGAGACCACUGCUAUGGUAUGCCAGUGCCUAGCGAUAUGGAUACUUCUUUGCGGAAGAGUGAGCACUCAGAGGAGGUGACCACGGAUACAGCAGAUCAGGACGACAACAGCUGUGGCGACCUGCAGUGUUUCGCAGAUGCAGCAGUGAGUGCAUUGCAGUUGUUGCAUCAAGGAGUCCUCCAGGUAGACAGUGAUGAAAGUUCUGAAACAAAUUUGGGAAAGGCCAAAACCACUAAGGACAUGCAGUCACUUUCAAGAGAUCACCGCCCUUUCCCUCAUUUACGACCCAUCGUGCCCAAGCCUGUGGCAGCACCUGAAUUAACAAAAGAAAAUGUGUGCAUCGGGCCCAAUACAACGGAUCAGCAACCUGCAGGUCCUGCGCAGUUGCAAGUCUUGGUGAAACCUGGGCUUACAAGAGGCGUUUCUCUCCUAAAAAAGGGUCAAAGUGGCGGUGAGAACCAUAGUAACACUUCAAAGCCAGAUGGUUUGAUGUGGGGUCUACAGCGUAUGGAUGCUGCAGGGGAAGCGCAGGAAGUCAUUAUCUUGAAAGGUGUUGGGGUUGGGGGCCAUGAUAGUUUUCUACAGCAAGCGCCAGAGAUGCACAGCCCAACUGUUCCGCAGACUCCCGCACCUGAGGAACAUAGUGUCAUUCCAGAAGAUGUUUCGCAGAUGUGUAUCCCGAGGAUCGUCUCUGUAACGGGUAGUCAGCAGCAUGCCUCCACCGCGGAAGUUCAACGUCCAGCGAUUCUUGUCCAGCAGCUGAUGGCAACAACCUGUACUUCAUCUCUUAGGGACCAUAUCAGACUUUUGAAGGUGGGGCAGUACCCUUCGGCCUCAACUUCACACUCGUCAUUGUCGGGGCCUGCAGCCAAGACGUCGAUAAUGCCUGAUCUUCCAAGUAACGAGAUGGACGAGAAAAUGCAGCUCUGGGACACGAUUCAGAAGUUCAGGAGCCUUCACAAUGCAGACAGAAAGAAAAUCAAGUCACUGCAGGAGUGUGUGCGGCGUCUCCGGGUACGGAAUGAAAAGUUGAAGAAAGCGUUGGCAGACAAGUCGGCGAGUUUACCUAUGACUAAACUGGAGUUUUGCAAGAUGGAUGAAAGCCAGCGAAAGACACUCACACUCAGAUACAUGGACCCUCCCUGCUGCUGCUGUUCUGAGGACACAUAAGCUACAGUAAGUUGUGUGAAAGCUGCAACCUAGAGCAUCGUCUUGCGCAAGUGAGAGGUAAAAACUAUUUGUGGUGUGAAUGAAGCUUCAGUUUGGAAUGCCCUCUGGGACAAGGUGCCAAAUAUGUAUCUGCACUGCAUUUUCCUUUUAAAUAAAAUGAAGAGCCCAAUGUUCAUAGCUAGGA
Molecule: messenger RNA, 2035 nt
Organism: Ixodes scapularis (black-legged tick)
Lineage: Eukaryota; Metazoa; Arthropoda; Arachnida; Ixodida; Ixodidae
Exons: 4
Coding region: 364-1851 (495 amino acids)
Molecular function (GO): sequence-specific DNA binding
Source: RefSeq, a predicted model, not a curated record